AUGGACGUGUACGAUCGAAUCCACGCUAGAGAACCUGUAAAGGAUGUGUUGCAAUAUAUAUCUGAUAAUAACGUUGAGCUUGAGCCUACACAGUUCUUGAAUCAGCUAGAGGUUGUUCAAGAACGGAAUAGUUACUAUGCCAAGCAAUUUUUGAAACUGCUGAUACCAUACCUAGAGAAGAUAGGAUCCGAGUUAUCAGAGACUGUUUAUGAGCCAUAUAUUAACUUAUUAGCUGUGAAUGCGCCGGAUCCACAGAGUAGUGACAUUAUACAGUAUAGAUUUGGUAGUUACAAACUCUUGAUCAAAGAGACACCAUCGUUGAUUUGCGCACAGGGCACAACCGGGUUCAGAACCUGGGAAGCCGCCUUGUUUCUAUGCCACUUCAUGACUCAGAACCCACAUUUAUUUGCUACUGAUGAUGGUGGAAGCUCAAUGCUAGAGCUUGGAUGCGGUACUGGUAUUAUAUCUAUUUUGUAUACGUUGAUGCAGAAGGAGAAGGAGAAGGAGAACAAGGGCUCAUUGGAAAACCACAUAUUCGUCACCGACGGCGAUUCCAGUCUUUUACAACAGGUGAAGGAUAACUUCCUGUUAAAUGACAUCACUGCGGUUCCAGAAUUGCGGUUCCAAAGGCUACGGUGGAACGAGGACGAGCUAUUACAAGCCGAGCGUGACAAAAAGGUUGGCUUGAUCUUGGGAGCGGAUAUUACCUACGAUACGAGCGUCAUUCCAGACCUUGUUGGAUGUUUAAAGCAGUUCGCCGGAGCCGAUGCUUACAUAUCGUGUACGGAGAGAAAUAUGGCGACACUGGAAGCGUUUGAAAACGAAUUGACCCGCAACUGUCUCGAUUUCGAAAUUGUUGCAACUAUUUCACCGGAAUCGUUCAAACAGAUUUCCGUAAGAAAUAUCACUACGAGUAUUAGAAUUUACAGGGUACGUACCUAG
Molecule: messenger RNA, 942 nt
Organism: Kluyveromyces marxianus DMKU3-1042
Lineage: Eukaryota; Fungi; Ascomycota; Saccharomycetes; Saccharomycetales; Saccharomycetaceae
Gene: EFM3
Product: protein-lysine N-methyltransferase
Exons: 1
Coding region: 1-942 (313 amino acids)
Source: RefSeq, a predicted model, not a curated record